Molecule: messenger RNA, 1400 nt
Organism: Salvelinus fontinalis (brook trout)
Lineage: Eukaryota; Metazoa; Chordata; Actinopteri; Salmoniformes; Salmonidae
Product: carcinoembryonic antigen-related cell adhesion molecule 2-like
Exons: 8
Coding region: 204-1130 (308 amino acids)
Source: RefSeq, a predicted model, not a curated record
UAGUAUUCUGAAAGUGGAGUUUGGUCAUUUGUUCCUUCAUGCAGCGAUAUAACUCAUCAAAACCUUUUAUCUCAAUAUUCCUUCCUCAUAUCAGGUUUUGAUGUUAGUGUAGACCACUUUUAUUGAAGCCCUGUCUCUUAUGCAAUACUUAUUUCUAGGUACAGAAGUAGUCUGAAUCACAGACAUUUGUUACAUCAGAAGAGAUGGUGGCAUCUGUAGUCAUCUUUCUUACCAUGGCAAAACUCUCAGAAACAGUAUCUGGUGCUACUAUCACAAUUACCUCAAACCCACCAAUGAUCGAGGGGGGUUCUAUCACUUUAACCUGUGAUGCAGCUGGCUUCAACAUCACCAGAGAGUGGAUGAAGGAUGGUCAUCCUGUGUCUUCUGGCGACAAUAUCAUAUUAUCUGAGGAUAAGAGAGUGCUGUCCAUAAAGAAGAGAACAGACAGUCGAGAAUACCUGUGUAGAGUCAGCAACCCUGUCAGCUCUGAAAAUGCCAGUGACACUGUGAAUGUAAUCUAUGGACCUGAUGGUAUGGAAAUCAAGGGUCCAACUAAAAUAGAAGUAGGACAGAAGUUUACAUUGACCUGCUCUACUGACUCCAACCCCCCUGCUAGUUACACCUGGGUGCUUAACGGGACAAAGAUACCUGGACAUUCCCCUGAGUUCACUAAACAGAAGAGUGAAUACUCUGACAGUGGGGAUUACACCUGUACAGCAACAAAUGAUGUCACCGGAAACAAAAUAUCUGUGGUCCUUAAACUGUCAGUAAAAGCGGUGGGCUCUCUAACUCCAGACGGACUGUCUGUUGUUGUCAUCACUGGGAUUGUGAUUAUAGUGUUGCUGGUUGUGGAAGUGGCAGUUAGUGUUGCAGUCUAUUUCAUCAAGACAAAUAUAAGCUAUGCAGAGCCAAUGCAGCGAGGAGGCUCUCAACAACCUGUAUAUGAGAACCCAUCACCUGUGUAUGAGAACCCAUCACCUGUGUAUGAGAACCCAUCACCUGUUUAUGAGAACCCAUCACCUGUGUAUGAGAACCCAUCACCUGUGCGUGAAAACACACUACAAAAUCAAUCUCCGCCUCUACCCCUGACAGACUUCAAGAGUACCUAUGAUACUAGGAUAAUGCAGUAAGAGGUCAGGAAGAGAUCUCCAUUCAACCACCAUUAUCCAGUUCCACAAUCAACACAAAGAAAACCUGCAUGAUAACACCCAGUGUGGAUCUGAAAUGUAACGUACAUAAUAGAUUUAUGCUAUGUUUGUCUGCUUUAUUGUGUAAUUUCUUAACAUUGAAAAGAAAGCGCAUUACUGUACUGUAAUUUUAUAAAUUAGAGCAUAAUAAAUGCCAGUUAAAUAAAUAACAAAUUAUUUAAAUGAUGUAAAAACAGAAUGACUAAUAAAUAA